AUGUCUUUCCUCCAAGCAGCUCGGCCUUGUCGGACUAGAGCUUGUCGGUUUUCCACAUUUCAAGCACGAAGUUUCAGCCGGUCACACGCUCUCGCCAGUCCUAUCACUCCGGAGGAAAUCCAAGGCGCUCAUAAAUAUUGCGUCGCUCUUCUCUCAAAAUAUGACCGUCCUUCUUACACACUCAGCACUUUCAUCCCACGACAUGCUCAAUCCUUCUACAUUGCGCUGCGCGCAUUAAACGUCUCUCUGUCCAUGAUCCCCGACACAACGUCCUCUCCCACGAUUGGCCUGAUGCGCCUUCAAUUUUGGCGCGACUCAGUAGCGAAAAUUCUAGCAGGCGCACCGCCCAAAGAACCCGUCGCCAUCUUGCUUUCAUCGGCCAUCUCCGAGCUCCACGAGCGCACGCAGGGUCGCGCGCGAAUCAGCAAAGGAUGGCUGACCCGGUUGAUCAAUUCGCGGGAACAGACGUUAACAAAUGACCCAUAUCCCAACAUUGCGGCGCUAGAGUCCUACGCCGAGAACACAUACUCCACCCUCAUGUACCUCACUUUGUCGGCCUUGCCAAUGGCCUCCGUGACUGCGGACCAUGUUGCGUCGCACAUCGGAAAGGCGGUGGGAAUUGCGGCCGUGUUGCGCGGGUUGCCGUUCGUGGCAUUCCCUGCCCCGGCCGCCCAGGCGCCUCCCGGUGGGGCGAGUUCCCCAAUGGGCGGUGGUGCGAAGCAGGGCGCUGUGAUGCUGCCUUUGGACAUCAUGGCGGAGACGGGAGUCAAGGAAGAGGACGUCCUUCGGUACGGAGCUGACGCUGAGGGGCUUCGUGAUGCGGUGUUCACUGUUGCUACCCGGGCAAGUGACCAUCUCAUCACGGUGGAGCAGAUGCUGAGCAACAUCCGUGCCGGUGAGGACGUCGGCCAUGACUUUGAACACGAGGGUGAAGAGGGACAUGAAUAUGAUGUUGCGAAGAGCAGCGAGUCGCCCCUCGAGGAAAUCAACCGGGCGUUUGGUGUGUUCAUGCCAGCCGUUGGCACACGCUUGUGGUUGGAUCGCCUCCAGAAACAAGACUUUGAUGUCUUCAGUCCUGCAUUGCUUCGAUCUGAUUGGAGACUUCCUUGGAAAGCGUAUUCUGCAUUCACAAGAAAGUCUCUCGACUGA
This is a messenger RNA of Penicillium brevicompactum, 1149 nucleotides long. RefSeq lists its product as uncharacterized. The transcript is spliced from 2 exons. Gene Ontology annotation, cellular component: mitochondrion. The record is from RefSeq and is a predicted model, not a curated record. The coding region runs from base 1 to 1149 and encodes 382 amino acids. NCBI's taxonomy places the organism in Eukaryota, Fungi, Ascomycota, Eurotiomycetes, Eurotiales, Aspergillaceae. Gene Ontology annotation, biological process: mitochondrial respiratory chain complex I assembly; biosynthetic process.